CGUUGCCAUGGUGAACACAACCUUUUUCUGUAGGUUGUGGCCAUUAGGAGGCUUGUAUAAAUGACAGCUGUAAACAAGCUUCGGAGAGGAUCUUUGAGGAAAACUGGACGUUUAAAGCGCGGUUAAGUGUGAAAAGAGGAGCUCAAAAUGGUGAGGGGGAAAGCCAUGGCCCACUGUGGGCUGGUUCUUCUGAGUCUGUGGCUGUGUAUCCAGUCAGUGCCUAUCGGUGUGGACAAGACCAAAGACAAGCCUCAAGAGGAGCUGGAGCCGCCACAGAGUGCUGACACUGGACUCCACUACGACCGCUACCUCAGGGAAGUCAUUGAGUUUCUCGAGAAGGACCCCCACUUUAGAGAAAAGCUAAAAAAUGCCAACAUGGAUGACAUCAAGCAAGGCAAACUUGCCAAAGAGCUGGACUUUGUCCACCACAAUUUUCGGACUAAGCUGGACGAACUGAAGAGGGAGGAGAUGAGCAGGCUGCGGAUGCUCAUCAGAGCCAAACAUGACCUCCAGGAGGGGAAUGGCCGGACAGUGGACCAUCAGGCCCUGCUGAAACAGUUUGAGCACCUCAACCAUGGGAACCCAGACACUUUCGAGGUGGAGGACCUGGAUCGCCUCAUCAAAUCGGCAACCAGUGACCUGGAGAACUAUGACAAGGGCCGCCAUGAUGAGUUCAAGCGAUAUGAGAUGAUGAAGGAGCACGAGAGGAGGGAACGUCUGAAGAACAUGAGCGAGGAGGACCGCAAGAGGGAGGAGCAGCACUUCGAGGAGUUGAGAAAGAAACAUGCCAAUCAUCCAAAAGUGAACCACCCUGGCAGUGAAGACCAGCUGAAGGAGGUUUGGCGUGAGUCGGAUGGUUUGGACCCAGAAGACUUUGAUCCCAAGACCUUCUUCAAAAUGCAUGACAGCAAUGGAGACGGCUUCUUCGAUGAGCACGAGCUUGAAGCUCUCUUCACUAAAGAGCUGGAGAAAGUGUAUAACCCUGACAAUGAAGAGGACGACAUGGUCGAGAUGGAAGAAGAAAGACUGCGAAUGAGAGAGCACGUUAUGAAUGAGGUGGACACUAAUAAAGACAGACUUGUGUCAAUGAGCGAGUUUCUGGCAGCUACCAAAAAGGACGAGUUUUUGGAAAAGGACGAGUGGAAGACUUUAGAUAAAAACCCUGUUUACACCGAGGAGGAGCUGAGGGAGUAUGAACGGCAACUUGCUAACGAAAAGAAUGACAUCAACAAGAAGUCGGCAAAUUUGCAGAAACAGAGGGAGGAGCUUGAAAAGCAACAGGAAGAACUGAACGCUCAAAAGCUGGAGCUACAGCAGGCGGUCGACGAAAUGGAAAAAUUAAAAGCCCAAAAGUUAAAUGCUGAGGUCAAACAGCCAGCAGUUGGAAGUGAAUCUGCACCAGUUGUACCAGGGAACAGUCAGCCACUCCCCCCAGGUCACCAGCAGCAAGAUGUUCCGGUGCCAGGACACUCUUAGCAGGCCUCAAUACUUUUUGAGCGGUAUGAAUGCCAGUGAGUAUGUUUGUGUGUGUCUGUUUGUUUGCCAUGUUCCAAUCUUCCAUUACUGUUUAAGACUUUCAAAAAACCACUUGACAAAAUUCUGCCGAAAUAUUAAGAGCACAUAAAAGAAAAUGUGAUUUCAGGCUCCAGAUUUAGUGCCAGUGCCCAUUAUGCCCCAUUUAGCUGCAUAAAUCAGACUGGAAGUGUGGAGCCGCUCCAGGUUUUUUGUGUGUGUGUGUGAACAAUCGACCCUUUUGUUUUUGUCAUUUUGAUCUUGUAUCACAAUAAGGACUCUCAUGUUCUCCAUGGGAAGUACUUUGGGAUGAAACGGGGAGGGCUGUGGUUCUGAUAUGUGAAUGUUUCGUUUAGUGUACACUGUAGUUCAUUGUCACUUGUAGAGGAAAUGUUUAUUUAUUUAAUUGCAGAAAGCUGAUUAUUUCUAAAGAAAAAAUGAAUGUCAGAAACUUAACUUUAGAGUUUAUGUUGUACUACUGACUAAUGAAUGAAAUGGUCCUAUUAACAUUGAAGCAGUUUUAUGAUGUAAUAUAUGAAUGAUAUAUUUACUGAGGGGGCAGACUUGGAUCCAUGUCCCUUUUUAAUAACUUGCACUUAAUCAUGUUCAUGCUCACAUUUCUUUAUGGUUGAAUUCAAGACUGUGAACAUGUACAUCUGCAGUAUGUUGGUGCAAAAGGUUUGCUAGCAAUCAAUAUUUCAAAAUAAGAGUUUAUUUUGUCCUCCAACCUGUUACCUGGUUUAUAAAUUUUCUUCAGGACUUUUUAACAGUUACCUCUUUUGCCAUCAUUUUGUCAUAUUUCUGCUUCUUUUUUUGUAAAGGUCUUUUGCUGUGAAUUUCUGUGAGCUUUUUUAAAAAGUUUAUAUCUACAUAAAUUGGACUUUCUUUCGAUUAUAUUUCUAACUGUUGCCUCCUUCGUACAAGAUGAUUGAAGAACACAUUUAGUUUACAGAUUGUUAUGUAUUACAUAUAUUUACAUCUUUAAAUGUAAUAUAAAUGUGCUGGUGUUUAGAGUGACAAUUGUAUGGAGUGUGAAGUGGUUGUGUGUGUUUGCAUGUGGAGCGUGAGUGCCUGUGACUUUGUGUCAUUUUCCCGAUAGAAUACUUUUAAUUUAUUUAUUCUCUACACCAACAUAAAUAAAACUGCAGCAGGGUUAAAUUUGAUUUUGUCUCUGUCAUAGGAAAUGGAAUGCCUGCAUUUAACUCCAAAAGGCAUCAAAGGGUCUUUAUUAUAGAUUAAUAUAACAGGUAAUAGAUUAAAUAAAGAUACAAACAUAGUUGCAGGUUGUUUUUAUUUGCAUUUUUAUGUCCCUUUCAAAAAGCAGUCAAAUCCGUCCACCGGCUAACAUCCUGAAUUCAUCAAACUGUUGUACGAGGUCUGAAUGUGGACAAUAAAGUGAAUGAGCUUGCA
This is a messenger RNA of Acanthopagrus latus (yellowfin seabream), 2922 nucleotides long. Its product is annotated as nucleobindin-2-like. Gene Ontology annotation, molecular function: calcium ion binding. Gene Ontology annotation, cellular component: endoplasmic reticulum-Golgi intermediate compartment; extracellular exosome. The record is from RefSeq and is a predicted model, not a curated record. Bases 148 to 1476 code for a protein of 442 amino acids. The transcript is spliced from 13 exons. Lineage: Eukaryota; Metazoa; Chordata; Actinopteri; Spariformes; Sparidae.